Molecule: messenger RNA, 2522 nt
Organism: Eucalyptus grandis
Lineage: Eukaryota; Viridiplantae; Streptophyta; Magnoliopsida; Myrtales; Myrtaceae
Product: protein WHAT'S THIS FACTOR 9, mitochondrial
Exons: 2
Coding region: 568-1866 (432 amino acids)
Molecular function (GO): RNA binding
Source: RefSeq, a predicted model, not a curated record
GAGAUUUUCUCCUCCGUUUCUCCCGCAGUCUCGAUUUCUUCCGCCAUUCUCGACGGCCUCGCUUCCACGAGCUUCGCCGAACGUAACUCCGGCCAAGCUUCAGUCGCAAAUACCGUCGGACGGCGCAACCACACCGCCGCCUCCUCCGCCGCUAACGGAGCCGGAGCUCACGUGACUCCGCCGUACCUCAGAGAGAGAACCGCCGCCACCGCAGCAUCUCUCCUCCCGCUCUCCUCCCUCCGCCGCCGGCGCACCGCCUCUGUCCCUCGCCGGAGAGAUCCCCGCGUGCGCAAUCGACGGACGGAAGAGCCCCGCCGCUCCCCGCUGCUCAAUUUCACCAUCCCACCUCACACUCGCUGCUCCGCACAGCAUUUCCUCAGGCUCCUACCCAAAUUUCGCCUCUUGGUUGUUUACCCGGAACCCGCCGUUCGACGCCGACCAUCGCCUGUGAUGAUCCGUUCUGCACAGCAGCACGUGGAAAUGAUGUUUAUUGGAUUGUCAAGACCGAAAAGAAUCCAAGAAGGAACUAGCACCUGAGAUUAAUAGGAGUUGUCAUCUAGAUGAAGGAUGUUGCUCUGGUUACUGGGAAGGACUGGAGAGUCUAAUCUCUUCUUUAGCUGCCGGCUAGGUUUUAGGUAUCAACAAAAGUGUAGCCUGGUGAAUGUGAAAUUGAAGUGGGCAAAAGAUUGGGAGCUUGACACGGUUGUUUCAGGGGAGAGGGAUCUCAAAGCAGUGAACUUCCUUAUAUCUCUUAUUGCCUCUGCUCCACGGAGUUGCCUCCCUGUAUACCACCUCUCUCGUUCUCGUGGACAACUUGGCCUUCCCCAUGAUCUCAAGCUCUCUACAUUUAUCAGGAGAUACCCAAAUAUUUUUCACGAGUUUUAUACUCCUGACAGUGGAGGGACUCCUGUUCCGUGGUUUCAGUUGACACCCAAAGCCCGUGGACUCCAGCAGGAGGAACUCAAUGUUUUGCAACAGAACCAUACGGAUAUCCAGAACAGGCUUUGCAAAUUGCUUAUGCUCACUAGAGAUAGGAUCCUUCCUUUGCAAACUAUUGACCAGUUGAAAUGGGAUCUUGGAUUGCCCUAUAAUUAUCAAGAAUUACUGAUUUUAAAGAGUCCAGAAUUGUUCUCUUUAAUUAGGCUCCCUGAUGAUCGAACUGGUGUGAAACUUCUAUUGUGGGACGAUCACCUAGCUGUAUCUGAAUUGCAGAAGAAUGCAGCUUUACUGCAGAAGGAAGAAGAUUUAAAAGAUGGCAUCCUAUCUUUUCCAGUUCGGUUCACAAGAGGCUUUGGGUUAAAGAAAAAAUGCAUGAGGUGGCUAGAAGAAUGGCAGAGCCUUCCUUAUACUUCUCCUUACUCGGAUUCAUCCCACUUGGAUCCUCGUACCGACGUAUCUGAGAAAAGGAUUGUUGGAGUCUUCCAUGAGCUUCUACACCUCACUGUCAAGAAGAAAACAGAGCGGAAUAACGUAAGUAAUCUUCGCAAGCCAUUAAGUUUGCCCCAAAAGUUCACGAAGGUUUUCGAGCGCCACCCAGGAAUCUUCUACAUUUCAAAGAAGUCUGAUACUCAGAAUGUGAUCCUUAGGGAGGCUUUUGAGGGAAAGCGUCUCUUGUACGAACACCCCAUUGUACAAUUCCGGGAAAAAUUGACAAGCAUGAUGAGUGAAGGUUUUCUAGACAGAAGCAGGGGGAAUUACAAAAGUUCUGUGGCUGGUGAUCUGGCAGAAGAUGCUGGCGCAGCAAUCAGUGAUGAUCAACAAACUUCUGAACAAGAGACAGAUGCGUUUAUGUUUUCAGAUUAUGAUUCAGAUGGGACUUUGGAUGAUCCUUGUUGGAAAAAAAAAGGAAAAUCCUCCCAGUGCUGAAGUGGCGUUUGAGGUCAAGGGAAGCAGCAAUAUUGGGGGUGAGACAGAUGAGUUCUGCACUGUACAGAUCUCACUUCUUGGUGACUGCUGAUCUAAGGACAUCCUAUGUCAAUUUGCUGUGAGUUUUUUCCUCGGCAUGUCUAUUUCUGAACGCCAUUAUUUGUUAUUUAAGUUUUACUAGCUGUACAUUUGAUCUUCAGGUGAGAAGGGCCUGAAUACUGGCAACUUCCGGGAGCCUGAGGAAUCGGGAGGCAACCUUCUCGCAAGGUCUUGGCGAUUACAUUAAUUUGCCAAAGCAUAUAAGCAUCUGAAUGGGGAUCCAUGAAUGUAAGCCGAGAUUUCAAUGAAUCUGCUCGAAUCAUCCUGGACAUUCAAAUUAUGUCAUCUGGUUUAGCAUGAACAGCAGCCAAACGCAACUGAGCACGCUCUGGUUUCACACUGCUGCAAUUCAAAUCCAUUUUGAGUUUGCUUUAGAAUAGCAGCAGCUGUUUUCAUUUCGAGGCAGUCACAAUGAUAAUUUCGGCAAUGUCGUGCCGCCUUUUGCUGUAUGCACAUUUGUGGUUCCUAACGAGUUCGUUAAUCGGACCGACUUUGAUGUUCUGUUCUAUUGUGAGAAGGCAGUGCUAAUAUUAGUUGGGCUGUAGUGAUGUGCUCAU